Molecule: messenger RNA, 1938 nt
Organism: Brachypodium distachyon (stiff brome)
Lineage: Eukaryota; Viridiplantae; Streptophyta; Magnoliopsida; Poales; Poaceae
Exons: 5
Coding region: 140-1573 (477 amino acids)
Biological process (GO): metal ion transport; transmembrane transport
Cellular component (GO): membrane
Molecular function (GO): metal ion transmembrane transporter activity
Source: RefSeq, a predicted model, not a curated record
UUUACAGCAACAACCCUGCCUUCUCCGGUUCUACUCGCCGUUCGUUAGGAAAAUUACAACCAGAUCCCUCUUUCGCAUACGAAAAUUAAGGUAUAGUCCCCUCUCCGAGCCACCCGCAUUCUCGCUGCUGGGCACGCGAAUGCCGAUGGCAAUGGCGACCGGCGAGCGCGAGGAGUCGGAGGGACGAAGCCUGCUGUGCGCGUCGCGGCCGUCGAAGACGUGCCCCGUGGUCGGGAAGCCGCUCCCUUCCGGCGCCGUGCCGCGGCACGCGCUCGCGUUCGACGGCCAGGGCCGGUACCUGGACGCGCCCUGGGACCUCUCGCCCUCGCCGGAGCCGGAGAAGACGAGGUUCACGUGGCACCACGUGGAGCUCCCGCGGCUGGUCCCGGGGAGCGGCGCGGGCGGGGCGGCCGCGAAGCCGCUCCACCACGCGCAGGCCCUGAUCGAGCUCCUCUGCCCCCCGCUCACGCUCCAGGAGAUCCUAACCCUCGUCGGCACGGGGCCACACUGCUCCGGCGGCUCCGGCGCCGAAUCCGACUCCAGCGGCGGCGGCGGCGCGCUCGUGCUCCGGGUGAGCGCCCCGGGCCCGGUGGGGAGCGCGUUCGCGAUCCGGCUGGCGGCGCGGGUCACGGCGAGCUCCGUGGUGACGGUCUCCGUGGGGCCCGUUCCGCGGCUGGCGUUCGGGACCAGCCGGUCGUCGCUGCUGUCCGAGGUGCCGCUCGGGGUGGCCGGCCCCUCCGGCGGAGACGGCGGCGGGGGCCGCGCCGUGGAAGGAGGCGUGGUGAUCGACGAAAGGCUGCUGGAGUCGCUGCUGGCCAUGAACCACGCCGACGGCGCGCACACCGACAACCCGGUCCCCCGCACCGUGUCCAACCUCCUCGUCCACGUGCUCGGCACCCACGUCGACCACGUCCACGACAUCGUCACCCGGCUCGAGAUGGAGAUCGACAGCAUCGAGCUCCACCUCGACAAAGGUGGUCAUUUCAUGAGGAAACUUCUGUUGGAUGGUAGGAGAUUCCCCAAAAUGCACCUUGAUUUGCAGCGCCUACUUCAGGUGGUUUCACACGGGGAACAAGUUUUCCCCCGUGUGAAGGAAAGAUGUGCGAGCAAGAGUUGGUUCGCGAGUGGGGAUAUUGCUGCUCUCGAAGAUCUGAUCGGACGCCUUAGGAGGCUCAAGGAAAACCUUGGAUUCAUAACAAACAGAGUGACAACACUCCAGGCCAGCCUCGACAGCUGGCAAUCCGAGCAGAUCAACAAGAGCUUGUACUAUCUUUCAUUCCUCUCCAUAGUGUUCCUCCCUCUCUCCAUUGUCACCGGAGUUUUCGGGAUGAAUGUUGGUGGUGUGCCAUGGACCGAGCAGAACAAGAACCCUGCGAACCGGGAUGGCUUCGUCAACGUGAUGCUGAUAUGCGCCGUGAUCUUGCUGCUCCUGCUGCUUUGCUUCUUGUUCCCUUCCUUGUAUUCUCAAGUGUCUGCAUGGCGAACCCGGCGUGAGCUUACCAGAAGUAGCUCUCAGAACAAGAGGCACCUGAAACCCUUCAAAGGCCACAGAGAAGGUUACAUGCGCCUAUGAUUUACAUUGCAGGUUCCUCCUAUAUACUUGUUAAAAGUGACAACACUUGGGAAGAUACAAGGUGGUCGUCAGCAGCGAGAAAUCUCGAUAUCGAGAAAAUGUUUGGUGAUGUUGUUGUAACACUCACAGAGAAGUUAAAAUAGAAAACCUAGAUAGGGCCCCAUGUACAGCUUUGGUUCACUGCCUCCACUGGAGGUUCAUAUCUUGUUCAUUGCUUAGUUCUUUCUUUUUUUUUCAUUAUUAUCUCGGGGAAGAUUGUUAAGUCUCACUGUACUACUUUUUAGAGGAAUGCAUCUUGCCCUAUUACUUGGCAUGUAAACUGUAACAUUCUUCAAUGAAAUCAAGAUAAUUGCUUCAACCAUUGA